This is a messenger RNA of Pelecanus crispus (Dalmatian pelican), 1286 nucleotides long. Its product is annotated as actin, alpha skeletal muscle B. NCBI's taxonomy places the organism in Eukaryota, Metazoa, Chordata, Aves, Pelecaniformes, Pelecanidae. The record is from RefSeq and is a predicted model, not a curated record.
ACUGUUUUGCAGCCAAAAUUGUGAGGCACGAUGUGCGAUGACGAUGAAACCACUGCCCUUGUAUGUGACAAUGGUUCGGGGCUUUGCAAAGCUGGGUUUGCAGGAGAUGAUGCCCCAAGAGCUGUAUUCCCAUCCAUCGUUGGACGGCCCCGACAUCAGGGUGUUAUGGUCGGAAUGGGUCAAAAAGACAGCUAUGUAGGGGAUGAAGCACAAAGUAAAAGAGGGAUCCUGACACUGAAGUAUCCCAUUGAGCAUGGAAUCAUCACUAACUGGGAUGACAUGGAAAAGAUUUGGCAUCAUUCUUUCUAUAACGAGCUCCGGGUUGCCCCAGAGGAACACCCCGUCCUGCUGACCGAGGCCCCUUUGAAUCCCAAGGCCAACCGCGAGAAAAUGACUCAGAUUAUGUUUGAGACGUUCAACGUGCCAGCCAUGUAUGUAGCAAUUCAGGCAGUGCUGUCUCUGUACGCAUCUGGAAGAACGACUGGAAUAGUUUUGGAUUCUGGGGAUGGUGUCACACACAACGUGCCUAUCUAUGAGGGCUAUGCCUUGCCUCAUGCCAUCAUGAGACUCGAUCUGGCAGGCAGAGACCUGACUGACUAUCUCAUGAAAAUUCUUACGGAGAGAGGCUACUCUUUUGUCACCACUGCGGAACGGGAGAUUGUGAGAGACAUCAAGGAGAAGCUUUGUUAUGUGGCUUUGGAUUUUGAAAAUGAAAUGGCAACUGCUGCUUCUUCCUCCUCUCUUGAAAAGAGCUAUGAGCUUCCUGAUGGACAAGUCAUCACCAUUGGGAAUGAACGCUUCCGAUGCCCAGAAACUCUCUUCCAGCCAUCCUUCAUAGGGAUGGAAUCUGCAGGUAUCCACGAAACGACUUACAACAGUAUUAUGAAAUGCGAUAUCGACAUCCGUAAGGAUCUCUAUGCUAAUAACGUCCUCUCUGGAGGAACCACGAUGUAUCCUGGGAUUGGCGAUCGUAUGCAGAAAGAGAUUACAGCUUUGGCUCCAAGUACUAUGAAGAUUAAGAUGAUUGCACCACCAGAACGUAAAUACUCUGUCUGGAUUGGGGGUUCAAUAUUGGCAUCUCUGUCCACUUUUCAGCAAAUGUGGAUCAGUAAAGAUGAAUAUGAGGAAGCUGGUCCCUCUAUUGUCCAUCGCAAGUGCUUUUGAAUACUUCCGUCAUGUACGCUGUGUUAAGUAGUGCUGUUUCUCUACACACCACCUGCCCUCACUCACCUCUUGAGGGUGGUUUGGCUUUCUUCCACAUGUUAAAAAACCCACGCUGUAUGGAU